AUGAACCUCGAAAAGGUGACACAAGGGGCUCCUGGUGGCAGCAGUGUCCAGACGCUCCGGACACGAAUGGCCGAGCUUAAGUUCGAAGUUGAGAAGAUCGGGAAUUUUUCCGGACUUUCACAUCUGUCCAACCUGGCAAUGAGAUGGAAGAAGAAAUCAAGAAGAACAUUUUUGGUUCGUGCAAAAAAACGCACAAUGCCUGAGACAUGCGAGCACUACCUUGAACUUGUGAGCAAGGGAGUCCUGCGUGACAUGGUCGCGUACGCGAGCGAGUACAUUGGAGCACCUGCAAACCUAGGAGAUUCCUGUCAGGAAAUGCUGCCACCGACUCGCCCCGGAGACUAG
Molecule: messenger RNA, 345 nt
Organism: Symbiodinium natans
Lineage: Eukaryota; Dinophyceae; Suessiales; Symbiodiniaceae
Source: the annotation of a GenBank genome assembly